AUGCCUAAUUUUAGGAUGAGCAAAAACUUCACCAUCAAAUGAAAAUUAAAUAUUAUCAUUACUUUAUUGUUAAUGAUAAUACUGAACACGCAUGCAGAGACAAACUGUAUAGAUGGCUUUUUCCUGAAAUAACUCCAAAUGCUUCAAAUGACAUAUUUCUUGAAAGGCUUGAGAAAGUUACAAUAGUUGAACUAUAUGCAACGAUAACUUUGUAAAAAAUGACACAUCGACUAGGUGAGACUAUUCUGGAUGACCAGAUGGUGAGUACUAUUCAGAAUCUGGGGGUGCAUGCACCUCUUGUGGAUCUAGCUGUAAUUUUCUGUGAGCUUACCAAUCGCAUUGCCUGAGUUGACCAUCUGGGGAAUUCUUAGAUCUUGAUACAAUGACUUGUGUUUCAACAUGAAACUCUACCACACAAAUACAGAUUUCAGAUGCUCAACUCAAUAACGUUCCACUCUGUAGAAGUUUCGUCUACUACGUUGAUCCUUUGAGUGCAAGCCCAGUUGAGCUGGGUACUUUGCAGCAUCCAUACAAGGAGCUUGAGUCUGUACUCGUUGAAUUAAUGAAUUUUCACACCAACAAUGGCAGAAGUAUUACAGUCAAUAUUAUGGAGAGCUCAAUUAAUUACAUCACAGUUUCAAAUACAAUUAUUUCAAACUUGACUUCUGUGAGAUUCCAAUCAUACUCUAAAGUAAACUCUGAUCCUAAUUUGGCCAUUAUCGAGGCUUUAGAUGCAGAUUCUAAAAGAAUUCAGGCUGGAGUGCCAACAAAGUAUAAUAUUUUAGGGAACAAAGACUCUCUUAUUGAAUCGAAGAUCUACACAAACUCUGGAUUUAGUGCUGAUGAGAUAGAAAAUAUCCAGAAGGCCACUUCUGCGUUCCUGUCUCAUAGAACCUCAAUCUACAUGAACAAAAUAAUGUUCACCACAGAUUACACUAGUCUGGUGACCACUACAAUUUAUUUUAACGUGAUGAGUGAGAAAGCACAUGAGUUCAAGAUUACAAACUCUCAUAUCAAAGUGGCUGGACAGAUGAUGUUCACCUGGAAUCCCAUCCGCCUCUCGUUCCAGAACGUUGACUUUGAUUACUCAAUAACCAGGUAUGGAGUUUGGCUCAGGAACUCAGUCGGCACUAUUGAAGAACUCUCCAAAUCCUAUUUGAUCUGAGACACUGCUAGCUUCUACUUCUCAGAACCCAAGAGGAGAGAUAUCGGCCAGAGGCAUAUAAUGAUUCUCUUCGGACCAGGAGACUGUAUUUUGACAAAUAUUAAUAUAUCAAUUUAUUCUUCAAACGAAGACUCCAUGAUCUCGCUGGGUAGAAUCUUUCAUUAUGGGACUGGAAUUUAUACAAAAAGGUUUAAGCUCCAAGUGAGCAAUAUCUACAUAACCAAUCCUGAAUUUGACACUACGACUGUCAGAGACAGCCCAACUCUUGUGAGCUUCGAUGGAUCUAGAUAUGGAUUAGAGAUGGACUAUGAGUUUUCAAAUAUCACUAUUGACAGAGUUCAUGGAGGAGGAACAUGGCCUUUAUUAAGAUUUAACCCGAGACCUACUGCUAAUGUCAGUGUCUCUGAUAUUACUAUUAAGAAUGUUGACAGCACUUUACCAGUCAUAAGUUUCAUUGAAGGGAGAGCCUUCAAUCUUACCAACAUACAAAUUAUAAACUGUACUAUAUAUAGUUCCGGAGUGGUCACUAUCACCGCAAUUGAAGCUUUAAUAAUGAAUAAUUUCAUAUUCAAGAAUCUGACGCUCACAGGCUCAUUCACAAAUGAUGUAAUCAUGCUGGAAGGCAUAGAAAAUACAGUUUUUGAUCUCAACGACUUCCAGCUAGAUCAAGUAAAGAUUGAAAGUGCAAGGAGCAUUCUAUUUUUAAAUUCCCAGACAAGCUUAAUUGUCAGCACUAAUCGUCUAUCUGUCAAUAAUACUGAGCUGAAUGAAGGGAUAGCAGUCCUUAUGCUAGGGAAGGUGGUUACAGCAAAUAUUGAUGGGAUAAUCUUCAGAAAUAUAUAUCCAGGAGCUUCUACAGACACAUCUAACUACAUGAUUAGUCUGACUGAGAUGGAGUCUAAUGGAAAUAGUUCUCUGAUUUUCUCUGGACUAGACUUCCAAAGCUGCACGGUGAACGGCUUUAUUAUCGGCAAUUCUAAACAGAUAGGGAUAGAAAAUCAGAAUAUUACAAUUAAAAACUCUGUAAUCGCGAAUCUGAAUUAUGAAUUCUUUGGAGAUCUCUUCGUAACAGAUAAUGUUCAAGCAACUAUCCCAUUCAGAAUUGCUUUUGAGUAUGUUACAUUUAGCAACAUUCAGUUUCAGAGAGGUGGAAACUUGAUGAAGCUUGGCCACCAACAUGAAGACUUCUUGGAAAUAAACCAUUGAGUGUUCAAUAAUAUUUACAACGCAGGUAUUGAUGUUUCCGCAUACUUCUCAGGCUUAGCUGAGACAAAGAAAACCAAAGUAAAGCUUUUGAAUGUAACUACAAACACAUUCCAAGCUAAUUCUCGAAGAUUUUUGAUUCUCGGAGAAGGAGCCCAAGUUGAAGUCCAUAAUUCCACUUUCAGAGGAAUCAGCUCUGUGAGAACUGGAGCUGUUAUCUAUGCUGGACCGAGAAAAGCUUCCAUUGAAUGAUUCACAACAAGCUUCUACAAUAAUACUGCUCUUGAUGGGGGUGUGUUCAGCUCUACAUCUGAAAGCUAUGUAAAAUGUACCAACUGCACUAUCUACAACAACCAUGCAGUUUCAAAUGCAGUUGUGAAAGUAGAGGAAAAUGGAUAUUUUAUCUUUGAGAAUAGCAGAAUAUUCUCCAAUUUCGCAAGCAAGAGGCCGAUUGGAGAGAUAUUUUCAACGUCUUUUGAAUCAACUAUCAGUAACUGAACAAUUGAAGGAAAUAUUGUUUUAAGCAUUAGUAAAAUGAAGACUUUAUUGUCAACCCAAGAGUCUUUGACAAGCACAUUUCUUACCCAGGCAGACACUGAAUUUGCAACAUUUGCAGAGAGCUAUACUUCUUUUGCACUUGAAGUGGCUUCAGGAGGUUUGGCUCUCAACUCUAAAACUAUGCUGACAUCUCAGGACUACUUCCUAUACAUUGUCGAUUCUGCUGCAACAGUUGAUGACUGAGAAAUAAGAGACAUAAUAGCAAGCAAAAACUACUUGAAUAUUGUUCAGUCAAAUUUGACCCUGUCUAAUACAGUGAUCUCCAAUAUUUCCAGUUCUGAGAUCUUCAUAGCAGUUUCUGUUGGCGGGUUGGAGGUUGAUAAUGUCAAGUACACUCAUGCAAACAAUGACUUUUUAAGAUCAGCUUACUCGCAAGUGACAGUAAAGUAUUUUACCAUUGAUAGCGUAGUUUGUAAAGAAAACUGACUCGCCUUGAGAAGCUCAAGCAUUCUAGAAUACAGUCAUUCAAUCUUCACUGCAGUAACUUCUAAUAGCCAUGGGCUUAAUGAAAUUGUUGACUGAACUGUUAGUUUGAUCAACAAUUUAACUCUUCAUGAGACUGUUUCUUCAGUCCUUUUGAUCAAAUUUUCAAAAAUCGACACAAUAAAGCAAUUGAAGAUUUAUAAAUGUACAUCUUGAUUCCAACUUAUCCUUAGUAAUGUAUCGAAAAUUGAAGAUUCAGUUUUCAAAGAAAAUGGGAUCUCUUCUUCUUUAAAAGGAGGAGCCUUAUAUAGUCAAUACAGUAAUCUGACGAUUACUAGCUCUAUUUUCAGCAAUAAUGUUGGCUUGAAUGGUCCAGCUAUUAAAAUAUUGUGCUCUAGCUCGAAUCCAUGAAAUAGCUCAAUUGAGAAUAAUAUUUUUCAAAGUAACACUGCGACAUCCAAGGGUGGUGCAAUUUAUUACAACUUCAACAGGCCACAGAUGAUCAAUAACACUUUUAUCAACAACUCAGCUGCUUAUGGAGUCAAUGUUGGGAGCUACCCAAUUUCGAUUGUUCUGAAUUCCACGAAGAAAGACUCGCUCAUUCUAAAUGAUGUUGGAAGUGGAAUUGAGUACACUAAUGAUCUCACAUUUGCCUUAAUCGAUCAAGAUGGCCAGACAACUAUUCUAGACGAUUUAUCAACUCUAAAGUUUAACCCUAUAUCUCCAAAUGCAUCUCUUUCUGGGACUGACUUUGCUAAGGUGACUAGAGGGGUUGGAUCCUUCAGUGAGAUAUCGUUCAACAGUAAUCCUGGAGACCAAAAUGUACACUUCAGAAUUACCUCAGCUGCUAUAAGCACUUACUUUGAUAUUUCAAUCUCAUUUAGGUACUGCAAGCCUGGAGAGUAUCAUGACAUAAAUGGAAAGUGAGUUGUAUGUCCCUAUAAAUCCUACACUUUACUUUGGAACCAGGCCAAGUGAGACUCAUGCAUGGAUCAUGCCACUUGUCUUGGAGGAACAGAAAUCUAUGUUGAUAAUGGAUUCUGGAGGAAAACUCCUAAUUCAACUGAGAUAAUUAAGUGCCCAAGAGAGGAUUCAUGACUUGGGAAGUAUGUCCCAGGCAUUGAAGAGCCAACUGAAUGCGCUCCUGGGUAUAAUGGAUUACUAUGAGCUGUCUGUGUCAUUAAUGAUGAUGUGAAAUAUCAACCACUCUCAAAUUUUGAGUGUUCGAAAUGUCCCGAUCCUUUUUUGAAUUUAAUUCGUGUUAUUGGAGUAGUAAUACUAGCUUUCUGUUUCGUUACAGCAAUUGUUGUAGUAAAUAUUAAGAAAAAGAAAGAGAAUAAUUUCUCAGUUCUAUUGAGGAUCUUUACAAAUUACAUACAGUUGAUAACAGCAUCAUUAUCUUUCAAUGCAAAUUUACCAUCUGUGUUCACAGACUCUUUUUCCAACACUGACAGAAUUAGUGCUCCUAACGAGUCAUACUUUUCUUUUGAUUGCUUUGUAAGAGAUUAUGAAAUAAAGGCUUUUGCUCCAAACAGCAUGUUACUUAAGCUAUUCUUAUUCCUCUUGCUACCUUUAUUCUUGAUGAUGAUCUACUUAGUUAUCUUUGGAGGCUUGAAGCUAUCGAUGAGGCUGAUGAACAAUAACAGGCAGAUUGAUACUACCAGAUAUAUGGUAGUCACAUUAGUGUGCAUUAUUUUCAUAUUCCACCCAAGGAUGUCAUUUGAAUCAAUGUCACUGUUCCAAUGUGAGCAGGUAGAUAAAGAUGACUUUAGAAUGAGAAACUACCUUGAAUACAGAUGCUAUUCUUCUGACCAUUUGUUGUGGAUAGCCAUCCUUGCAGUUCCGAUGCUGGCUUUGUGGGUGAUUGGUAUUCCUGCCUUUGCACUAUAUGUUUUGAUCAAGCAUCGCAAUGAACUUGAGAGUACUUUUAUUAAGAAAUACUUCCUAGUAAUUUACCAGGGUCUCAAACCAGAUCGAUUCUACUGGGAAUUCGUGAAUACGAUGAGGAAGUUAAUAAUUUUGUGUUUCAAUGUCUUGUUGUUCAGAUACAGGGUGGAAUACAGACUUCUAUUUGGGAUGAUGGUUCUAUACUUAUUCAUCAGACUUCAAGUAAGAAUGAUGCCAUACAAGAGAGAAGAGAAUAACCAGAUAGAAAUGCUUUCUCUUGCUGCUGGAGUUAUCACCCUAUCUUCAGGUAUUAUAUUCGUUACUGAAGAGGAUGCUUUCGGAAUGUUCAAAAUAUUACUAACAAUGAUUAUUUUCAUUAUAAACUCAUGGUUCCUCUUAGUAUGGUUCUACCUAUUGCUCUGCUCUCUUGGGAUCCGUAAUGAGAAGUUUCUCAAGCUCCUUCAAAUUUAUGGAACGUUCAUCACUAAGAACUACAAGAAGCACUUGGAGGAAGAGAUUGAAGCCAAAUCAUUGAUCAAGAAGAAAUUGAGAGUUUUUGGAAGAAAGAAUCGGAGAAACAAGAAAGGAACUGGGAAACAGCAAAAGGUGUACAAAGGACACCUUAUUAAAAGAAAACGAUCAAACAGAGAAGAGGUUGGUCAUAGUUAGUAGCUCUGGGAUAAUUUUGAUUCUAUGAAUGGUGGUCAUUUUUAUAGAGAAAGAAGGAAUCAAGGAAGGAGAGAAAAGUUAAACAAUUCAAUGAGAAAAUUAAGAUAAUAGAUGAAGAGAGUAGCCAAAAUCUUGGAAAUCUUCCCAAGAAUAAUUUUGCUCAUAGUCUAGUCCCAUCCAGGAGUAGAGGAAAGCUCAGAUAUCAAAGAAAUAAGAAGGAUAUCAGUAUGCAAGAUAAAGAGGAGAUAGCAAAUACUUCACAUCCUCUUCGUAUCUCUCCAUUUCAUAUGGAAGAGGAGGAAAAUUCAGAUUUAUCUCAGAGUUCAGUUAACUUACAAGAUUUGAAUAUAUCUGAGCAACUUAAGGACCAAAAGAAUGAGGCUCAUCAUCAUUCGGAUCUUACCAAUAUCUUACCCCAAGUUUCACCUAAUCAUGCGAUGCCCGUCAUACACGAAUAAUCAAGACCGGACAAAUUAUAAGUAUCUAAUUCUUUAAGAACUUCACUUAUUUAAAUGUAAAAAUGCAUGAGCUUGAUUUUAUGAGGAGGGCUACUUCCUUAUAAGCUAAAAUGAAUGCAUCUUAACAUGAAUUUAUUUUAAAACAUCUGGAGCUUUCGUUAAUCUGUGUUUGCAUAUCUACUUUAAAAUUCCAUUGAGUUUUCAGAACAUUCUAGAAUAUAGAAAGCUUAAAUAAACCUCUGAGCACAAAUUUAUAGCAAUGGAACUUAGAAAUAUGUCAAGAUAAAUCAUUUAAAUUAUUUUAGAAAAUGACUCAAAUCAAUUUAGUUUGUACAACCUAAGUAAUUUUUUAUAAUGGAGCUUAACAUGUCUUAACUUGGAAAUUCUGUGAAAACUUGAAGAAGCACAC
Molecule: messenger RNA, 6772 nt
Organism: Moneuplotes crassus
Lineage: Eukaryota; Ciliophora; Spirotrichea; Euplotida; Euplotidae
Source: the annotation of a GenBank genome assembly